ACGAACUGACGCAUAUUGCACCCAUCCCACGCCUAGCACGGUCCCAGCCUAUUCCCACGUGGUUUGAUUUGUGCGAGCAACACAGUUUCGUGGAAUCGUGGGUCACUUUGUUUACGUUUUUCAAUUCAAAAUGGAGAAAUUGAUCGAACUCGUUCGGGAGAAUAAUGUGUUGUAUGACACUUCACAUGAGGAUUAUAUGAGAACAAAAUUAAAAAAUGAGUUGUGGGAGAAGAUAGCCAGAGAUUUAAAUUAUACAAGUGGGAAGGAUGCUAAAGAACAAUGUCGGAAGCUAAGAGAGUGUCAUCGUGAAGCUAUCCGAAGGCAACAAAAGAAAAGUGGACAACAAACAACCACUACGAAACCAUGGACCUAUCAAAAACAAAUGGAGUUUUUAAAACCAUAG
Molecule: messenger RNA, 403 nt
Organism: Acanthoscelides obtectus
Lineage: Eukaryota; Metazoa; Arthropoda; Insecta; Coleoptera; Chrysomelidae
Source: the annotation of a GenBank genome assembly